AUGGAUGUUCCAGGUUACGCUUUGAUCACAGGAGGUGCUUCAGGUAUCGGCCGAGCAUGCGCCAGAGCAUUUGCUCGCGAUGGCAGCGCCGGUAUUGCACUCAUAGAUCUCAACCUUGAAUCUCUACAAAUCGUCAAGUCUGAGAUUGAAAAGGAACAAUUGUCACCUAAAAAGGACUUCAAGAUUGAGAUCUACUCUGCAGACGUCACAGAUGAGAACCGAAUCAACGAGAUUGUUGCAGACGUUGCACAGAAGUAUGGUCGCAUCGACUAUGUUGUAAAUGCAGCUGGUAUUGCCAUGAAGCAUCAAGGCGGUGCAGCCUUUGCUCAUACAGCUGAUUGGAACCGUGUUGUCAGCAUCAACCUUACUGGGACAUUUUUUGUGCUUAGAGCUACUGCGCAAGUCAUGUUAAAGCAAGAGCCCAUCCGCUCAUCUAUCAACGGAAGGGACUUGCAGCGCGGAUCUAUCGUCAACUUCUCUUCCAUUCAGGGCGUUGUUGGUAUUCCACUGUCUACAUCUUAUACAGCUGCCAAGCAUGCCAUCAUUGGCCUCACACGUUCAGCGUCGGAGGACUACGCUAAGGAGGGACUUCGCAUCAACGCCAUCUGCCCAGGAUACACAGAGACACCAAUGACCACAAAGAACCCCGAGGUGCUGAAGGCUAUGCAAGAGCGAAUCACAACAGCCGUUCCUAUGCAGAGGAUGGGUGCACCCGAAGAGAUUGCCGAUGGUGUACUGUAUCUUUCUGGAGGACGAAGUUCUUUUGUUACUGGGUCUGCUUUGGUUGUUGAUGGUGGUUAUACCCAAAGAUUGAGCAGUAGGCUGAUGCAUCCGGGUUUAGCUCAGUUGGGAGAGCGUCAGACUGAAGUCAAACUUCAAUCCUCACCAAAUCAAGUGACAUCUGAAGGUCGAAUUUUCUUCCUCACUGAGGUAUCUAAUUUUUGGGACGAGCUCAACCAUCAGUGCUUAUUCUCAACCUCAACCCAAGCGCAAGGGCUUUGUUCAAACCAAAGCUUCAAAAUGACAGAGAAACUCGAACACGGGCCUAAGGUCAUGUCCGUGAACGGCGAAGUAUCCGCGGCGAUCUACAAACCUCUUGACAAUACACGGCAAGAAAUCCGACUUCUCAGGCUUCUUCCGCCUGAUGAUAAAGAUGAAAAUAUUCAUUGCACCCUUUCACACGCUGUACUCAACACCCCAUCUGGGAAUCCAGCAUACGAGGCGCUAUCCUAUGUUUGGGGAGAGCCUGAUUUCUCGGAGCCGAUAAUUCUCAACGACCAUACUUUCUUCAUUACACCAAGUUUGAAGUACAUCCUGUCAUGCCUAAAGCAAAGAUGUGACCAGCAACGAGUUCUUUGGGUCGAUGCAAUCUGCAUCAAUCAGUCAGACGUCGAGGAGCGGGGUCACCAAGUCACCCUCAUGCGCGAAAUCUACUCCAAUUGCCAACGAGACAUCGCAUGGCUAGACCCAAUGAUCGGCAGAAAGAAUGCCAAGGCUCGUGGCCUCUAUAGUCUUCCAGAUCUCGAAGAAGAAGAAAAAUGGGUGAAAAACGGCAUGAACUUGAUGCGCGAAAUAGCCGAGAAGAAUCCGCAGACUCUGAAAGAACUUCAAGAUCAGUACCGAGAAGGCGAUUAUCGUCUCUUCACGGACUCACAGCUCAUGCUCGGUGCUGUCUUCAGACAACCGACACUCUGGAGACGACUGUGGGUCAUGCAGGAGCUUUCUCUGGCUCCGCGGUUGACGCUCAUGUCUAGAGAUGGUGAGCUGAGCUGGGAUGUUCUGAAGAACCUCUUCAAAGACGAGCCAUAUUUCGACGCUUUCCAUAUGGGCCGUGAAAGUAGUCAUUAUCACUUAUACUACAAGGAUUUUAGUGAAGUCUUCGUUCCAAUCAAGCUUAUUGAGGACCAGCGUCGCCUUAUGUCACAUGGCAAGGGUUCCAAGCUCAUGGACGUCUUGGUGCGAUUUCGCGAAAUGGAGUCGACAAAUCCCCGAGACAAGAUAUUCGGCCUACUUGGGCUGGUAACGGAAGACCAUGGUAUCAAGGUCGACUAUUUGAUGUCAGUGCCAGAGUUGUAUCAGCAGGCGACAAUCUCCUUGAUCAACCUCGCCAGAAACUUGGAUAUUCUCUGUCAGAACCCAUUUGAGCGUCCGGAAGGCCCAACAGCGCUGUGGUGCGUCGACUGGAAAGAGGACCAGUAUAGACUGCCGUCUUGGGUUGCUGAAUAUGAUAGUAAGCGUCCGCAAUGUGUACCGAUGCUAUUUGCCCAGCGUGACAUAUUCAACGCUGGUAUCAAGAGCUGUGAGACCCCAUGUCGACUUGUCGGUCCCGGAGAAGAUAUUCUGGUCACAGAAGGCACCAUCCUUGGAACAGUUGCACCUGUUCUCCAAGAUGACAAAGACCUUGAGGCUUUCGAUGUCAUGAACCUAUACCUUGGCAAGGAUGCCCUUGAGCAGCCCCAGGAACAUCUUUAUGCCCCGAAAAUCGGCGGGAAGGUAAUAUCAACCGGCGAGACUGCCAUUCGCGCAUUCUGGCGAACGAUGGUAAAAGAUUGCACGCUACCCCCAAGAAUGCGUCGGUUAAGGCAAACUGAAAUUGAGAGACUCGAUGUUGAAAACCAGGAGAUGUUGAAAGGUGGAUGGAGCACCCUCCAAACAUACCGCUUACACUUUGGCAACAGAUACUCAAGAUCUGCCUUCAGUUACCAGCCCGCCGACGAUGAAGACCUCACUAAACUUGACACCGAAGGUCAAGUCUCACAUCAUUACAGCUCUGUAAGCUUCAUGUUCGCGGUCACGGAUAAUGGGCUCUUUCUAGCGACGCGUUUUGCUGCCAAGGAGGGUGAUGUUGUGGCUGUCCUCGAUGGAGGGAAGGUCCCUUUAGUGUUGCGCAAGGUUGACUCUAGAGAUGGUGUCGAAAGGGAAUUGUACAAGAUCGUGGGCUCAACCUAUGUACACGGCUUCAUGGAUGGCGAGGCGGAGGUUGGAGUUACCGAAGGUUGGUUGGAGAAGCGGGAGAUUCUGAUCGCGUGA
This is a messenger RNA of Fusarium oxysporum Fo47, 3030 nucleotides long. RefSeq lists its product as uncharacterized. NCBI's taxonomy places the organism in Eukaryota, Fungi, Ascomycota, Sordariomycetes, Hypocreales, Nectriaceae. The transcript has 5 exons. Gene Ontology annotation, molecular function: oxidoreductase activity. The record is from RefSeq and is a predicted model, not a curated record. Bases 1 to 3030 code for a protein of 1009 amino acids.